Messenger RNA from Magallana angulata, 715 nucleotides. RefSeq lists its product as uncharacterized. Lineage: Eukaryota; Metazoa; Mollusca; Bivalvia; Ostreida; Ostreidae. The record is from RefSeq and is a predicted model, not a curated record. The coding region runs from base 62 to 472 and encodes 136 amino acids. The transcript has 3 exons.
UAAAUAUGGCAAAGCUCCACACAAUGCGACACUAACGAUCAGAACAGUAAAGAACGACAAAAUGGCCAACAAACUCCAGGCAUUACUUCUCAUAACGGUGGUUGUUUUUGUUGCAGAGGGACGAAGAAAUGUUGCAACAUUGUUUUGCAACGAUAUUAGAACCAUCAGGGCUGAAGUCGAGGUCAACAAUGGAGAAACCUUGUUCGUACCUGCAGACUGCAUUAAAGGGCGAAUUCAGUGGAACCUACCCAAUCCAUCGACGGAGCUCGAUGUCCAAUUCCAAAGUCAGAACCCAUCCAACUGUUUCGUCAGCAACUAUCCCGAGAGGUUUGCCAACUAUGAGAUUAUAGAAGACGGCGUUUCUACUAAGCCAUACAGGGGAAAUGAACAUUGUAUUUCUACAUCCAAUGUUCAACUGUCUGUUCCGGUGAGGUACUAUUUGGUCUAUAUCAAUUUUGAGUUGAGACCUUGAAAAGGACGACAAUCCAGUUUUCGGACAUUAAUUAACAGCGUAUUGUGAUAAUUAUAUCGUGUUCAAAUCCCGUACGUAAGAAAUCCAGGAUCCACGGAAUGAUCUUUAUACCACAUAUUAUACUUAAGCCAGUAUUCUAAAUAUAAUGUACUUUAGCUGCACUGGUGUAUUUAUAAAACAUGUAAAAAUAUUAUUGGUUUUUUGCUGUGAUAUUUUCUAUAAAAUAAAUCUCUUGGAACAAUG